Molecule: messenger RNA, 5542 nt
Organism: Pecten maximus
Lineage: Eukaryota; Metazoa; Mollusca; Bivalvia; Pectinida; Pectinidae
Exons: 6
Coding region: 188-1126 (312 amino acids)
Biological process (GO): lipid metabolic process
Cellular component (GO): membrane
Molecular function (GO): oxidoreductase activity, acting on the CH-CH group of donors
Source: RefSeq, a predicted model, not a curated record
GGCAAUUGUAAACACUAGUCACUGUCACGCUGAACAGCACGUGUCCAGUACGUUGCAUAACUUUAUGUCCUGACGAUUGAUAAAAAAGGAUCGUUUUCAACGAAUUUUCAGCUCAUAACAUCAAACAGAGGGAUUGCAUUCGUUCAACAUCGAUAUAUCUAGGAACAAUUCAAAUUCACUCUUCAACAUGGUGCUGGUGUUUGAUGCAGAUGAAAACAACUUGGCCAUUUGUGCCAUAGUUACUGUUGCUAUGCAGUUCACUUUUUUUCUGGUGGCAUGUACCUGUAAAUUUGACAAAGUGACAGACUUUGCUGGGGGUACUAACUUUGUAGUUUUAGCCUUACUUACCUUUUUGCUAGCACAGACCUACAAUUGGAGACAGGUAUGUGUGACCGUAUUUGUGUGUAUCUGGGGUAUAAGGCUGUCCGGGUACCUUCUAUACAGAAUCAUCAAAAUAGGAGAGGAUAAAAGAUUUGAUGACAAGCGAGAAAAUUGUGCUGCAUUUGCUGGGUUCUGGACAUUUCAGGCAUUCUGGGUAUUCACUGUCAGUUUGCCAGUCAUCUUCAUAAAUGCACCGUCCAGUGCGGUCAAGUUGGACCCUGAUAACGACUGGAAACCUCAGGAUAUCAUCGGUGCUUUUCUUUUCGUCAUUGGCCUGUUAUCAGAGACAAUUGCUGACAUUGAGAAAUUUAACUUCAGAAAUAAUCCCGAGAAUAAAGGAAAAUGGUGUGAUGUUGGUCUGUGGAGUGUGAGCCGACAUCCAAACUAUUUUGGGGAGAUAACUCUUUGGCUAGGGAUUUUCAUCAUCAGUACCAGUAUUCUUUGGGAUGGACAGUGGUCAGCGGUCCUUAGUCCAGUUUUUACCAUGAGCAUUCUACUGUUUCUCAGUGGUAUCCCACUACUGGAGAAAAAGGCAGAUGAACGAUUCAGAAAGAAUGAGACAUAUGUGAUCUUCAAGAACAGGACAAGUCCGUUAAUCCCCCUCCCCAACGGGUGCUAUGGAGCCCUCCCCAGGGCCCUGAAGUGUUUAUGCUGCUGUGAGUUCCCUCUCUAUGACCAUCUCAAUGAUGAAGCAGAACAGAUUGUAAUCAAAACAGAAAUACCAGAGAGUGAAAACAAAGAGUGAAAGAAUGGCUGAAAUAGAGUACAAGAGUGUGUGCCAUAUAAAUGUAGUGUACUAGGAUGCUAUAUUGCCAUAAUUAGCCCCCCGGCCCCUCCCCCAGGUUCAAUGAGUAAUUCAAUAGCUCUCACUAUUUCUGACAAAUUUAUCGGUAAGGAGAAGCCCUCGCCCAUCACAUUUGGGACUAUGUCGCUGAAGGAAAUUGAAACUAACUUUUGAGAAACUUGUAUAGAAGACCAGUUUUUUUUCAAUAAAUACAUAAAUAAUGUUUUUAGAUAAUAUUUAACAAUAUUUCAUACAGUGAGGAUUUUUACACUUUUUCUUCUGGUACUUAUAUAAGUUCAUUUAAUUUAUUAUAACCCCUCUUUUCUCUGGACAGAAAUGGUUUAUUUUAUCGAAAUGGCCUCUUCUCUUUUUGUGGAUUUCUACUAAGGGACCUUGGUGCUAAUUACAGCAAUAACAGUGUUUUGUUUUACUAUAUAAAUAUAUAUCAUAUACAUAUAUAUAUAUGUUUUGUGGGCAUUGCUAAGUAAACACAUCAAUACGCAUUUUUGUUGUCAAAACAUUUAAACUUCAUCAGUACAUUAAAGUUUAAAGUGAACUUCUUUAAAGCUAUAAACACUUCAUCUUCCGACAUAAAGCUUAAGCAUUCAUUACUUUAUAUUUGUAUUCCAUUUUACUGAAAAAAAGUAGAGAACAAAACAAAAUACAAAUUGUUUUGAAGCAUGAAAGAGAUUUGUAUAUGUUUGUAUAUAUUUUACUAGAUAUUAUUUUAUCUUAUUUAUGUUUUUCUAUAACCAUGUUUUGUUUGUGUACAGCAAAAAUGUCUACCAGACUAUUGGGCAAAUCGAGCAAAAGUUGCAUGUUUUCAAUGAAACAUACUUUUUCUUCUGUGAUUUAUAUUUUCUAAAAUCUUGAUUUAUCAUUAUCAAUACUCUUUAGAGACCAAAUCUGUUAUAAAACCUCUUUAUGAAGCCAUGUGUCUCUUAUCAAAACACAUCUCUGAUAGAAUCACCUUUUUUAUAACACCAAACUGUCUUCAGCUGUCAACAUGCCAUUAUGUUUUUGCAUUCCUUUAGGUGGUCUUCCUUUAGGUGGUCUUCAAGUACAAAAAGUUUUUUCCACUAAAAGAAUCAGUAGAUGGAUUUAAGAUAUUUUUUUACCAGGGAUGAAGUUGUGUAUGUCCCUAGAAGGAGCAGUUAAAUGUUCAGGAGACUGCUUUUCUUAUUGAAUAUUCCACCUAAGAUCUGUACAAUAGAUGUUUUUUUUAGGUUGCAUUUACAUGUAUUUCAAAAUGCGUACAUAUAUGCACAAUGUCAUCCAAGAUAUAUAUUUUUUCUGUUUUUGUUUUUGUUUUUUGUUUUUUUUUCAAAUAUUGUGUUGUCUCAAAUCUGUAUUGAAAUCAUUGUUAAGAAAUCCAUAAAGUAUUUUCUCAAUAUAGGUUCCUAUAGCUAUGUAAGGCUACACUGCUGAUUUCUAAAAGUGCUCUCGUACUACACUCAGUUUCUUUAAAGAGACAAUAACCUCUGAAAAUCUUUGACUAAUUUUUUGCACUAUCUACCUCAAUAUUUCAGGGGCAUAGAAGCUUCAUGGUUAUAGAUGAUACAACACUAACUGCCAACGAGCAAAACAUACACUCCUAGUGCUAAAUGAUAAUUUUGUUCAUUGAAGAAAAGACAAUUUUAAAUGUAAGCAAAAUGAUUGAAUGGGAACUCAAUGAUUUAUGAGAGUGAGAAAUUGUUGGAUGAAAUGAGUAAUAUUCACUGUCAGUUAUGUGGAAGGAGCACAUAUUUAAAUAUAAGUGCACCUAUACCAAGCAAUGAAUGGCAAUUCAUGAUCAAGCUUAAUCAUAGCCUGUGUAUGUUGCAUUUAUGAUGUGUUUAUUAUCAAACAUUUGAUGCUCUUAAUUCUUAUAUCUAUUGUUUCAAAAAUCUAUUGUUUCAACAAUCUGUUUCAAUAAUCUAUUGUUUCAAUAAGUUUCAGUAUUAUAAAGCUUUUAUUUCAAUAAUCUAUUGUUUCAAUAUAUUUUCUAUUAUUCUGGUAUGAAUUUUCAGUACUAAAAUGAGAUUUUUAAAUGUUCAGUGAGAGAGAGAGUGAAAAUUUAUACCAGGUGGAUAUUGUUUUGUCAGAUAUUUACAAUAUAACAUUACCAUAUCAGCCUGGUGUUAAUGUUCUCAUAAAAAUUUAAUGCAAACCACAGUAUACUGUCUCUUGAUAUUCAUCCUGUGAUAACCUGAGGGGCAAACACAUUGAUCAGCUUCCAAUUGAUCAGAAUAUUUCAGGACAUUAUAAGGAUUUCUACUGAGCUUAAGUAGACAUGGGUGAACUUAUCACUAGGCAUGGGUUUAUAGGAUUGAAUUCCAAAUGUGACAUUAAUUUCCUGGUAUAAUAUAUAUAAUUUACAUUUGUUUAUCUCAAACCAAAUGUAUAUACUGUUGUUUACAAAGAUGUUCUUUUGCAUAUAUACUUGUUUGUUUGUUUAGUUUUGAUGAUUGUAAACAGAUAGAUACUUGUAAACUGAUUGUAGAUAAUUGAGAUACACACUGAUUGUAGAGUUGUGGUAUGUACAUCUAAAAGUAAUGUAUCUACCUCCAAUGUACUGUACAAAACAAUAUCCUGCAAGUGGUAUCCUAUAUCACAAAUUAAAAUACUACCUAUAUUUUAAACUAUACAGGUAUGUAGUUUUGUACAUGAACACAUUUUACACAAAUUAACGGCAUUCAUAAAUUUAAUCAUAGUUACCUCAUUACUUAAUGAGUACAUUUGUACUUUUAGGAGGUGAUAAUUGAAUACAUUGACAUUCAACAGGAAAAUCUGGAAUAUCAUUUCCAUUUGCAUUCGUGCCAUGCCAUUUAGUGCUAUAUGUUCUGGUAUAAUAUGUUGUCGAUUUUUCACAAAUUCAUUUAAACUCAUAGGCUCUACAUUAUUCCUCACAAAAACAUUGCCUGUUUUUAUUUUUAUAACAAUAAAAUGUGUCAGAAAAAGUGUAUGAAACUUUCUCUUUGUGACUUACCUAGAACAUUUUGCGAGAAGUGUGCUUUCUUAAAUGUUGAAAAUAAUGAGUUGGCGGAAAACAGUCGUCAAUAUCUCAUAUAUUACAGUUAUAACAGUGAAAAUCAGACAAUAUAAGGUUAUUCUAAUUCAUUUAUUCAACUUGUGUGUCGUUUCCCUGGAAACCGGGCAUUUUUCGCAUAAAUAUUGCUUUUCCUUUGACUUUAAAAAGGCGCAUACUAGAACAAGAGUACUUUUAAUGUAGACAAAAUUGUUCAUCUUCAUAGAGACUGUUGGGGAUUGAUAAUAAUAAGAUACAAUUUCUUUACAUGUUCAUGGUAUGUUUCUAUCUCUAGAACAUCACUUAUUAUUAGGCCAAAAAUAAAUAUGUUUGUUUUCCAUUCCUCUAAUGCCUUCAACUUGGAAAGGGUGUAUUUUUGUUACAUAAGUUAUACAAUAGAUUAUCCUUUUAUCUACUAAAUUUGAGUAAUUUGAUUAUUCUAAACUUAAUUCUCUCUUUGAAAAUAGGAAAAAGAUUGACACCUUGAAAUCAAUACACUUCACAGAUCACACAAGAAAAAUUGGAAAAAGGAAACACAAAUAAAUUUUAAUUUGGCCUUAGGCUCAUAUCACUGUCUCCUUUGGUUUUGUCUGCUUGCAAGGAGACAAAAUAUGAAAUAAUGAAUGUCCAUGGCAUUUCAACAUCUUAAUGUCUAUACUGUAAUGUACAGUGUUAGAGCCAAAUUUUGCCAUUUUCACAUUUAUUAAGACAGUGGUAAUCCAUUGUUCAUUAAUAAGUUAUCCUUUUAUCGGGGACCAGAGGUGACAAUAUGAUGAGGUUUCUAUAGAUGGACAUGCAAUUCUAUGUGUAUACAAAAGUGUAAUACAAGGUAUACUCUUCCAAAGUUUGGGUGUUGUAUCAAAUUGGCCUUGAAUAGUAAUUUUAUGCCUGAACAAAUGUAUUGAAUUCAGUUGAAAGUAAACAUCAUAUACAUUUAUUGUAUUGAUGACCCCUAGAAGUAUCUCACAGCACAACUAAAUUAUAGCACAGCAUAUAUUUUCUCCACAGCACAUAACUGCUAUGUCAAAAAUACAAAUUCAAUUUAUUGAUAUGAAAGUACUGAUACAUUUGUAUCUGGCAUUAUUGCAAAGGAACGUAUUUAUGACACAAAAUAAAAAAAUGUUAUAAGGAAUCUCAAUUCAUAUUAUGGCAUUUAAAAUAAAAUUUUAAAAAACUUUAUAUAUAGUAACUAAAACAACAUCAAAUUUGCCGGGUGUCCGUUUUGGUACACUUCACGUGCGUUAUAAUUUGAUAUAUAAAUUUAGUUCCAAAAUGUAAUGUACUUAUACUUUGUACUGUUUUUCAGUUAUUUAUUUUAGUUGAUUAUGUAUUCGUUUAGUACAAUUUAAUAAAUUUAGUUAAGAAUUAAA